This is a messenger RNA of Physcomitrium patens, 2101 nucleotides long. RefSeq lists its product as uncharacterized. The record is from RefSeq and is a predicted model, not a curated record. Gene Ontology annotation, biological process: rRNA base methylation; tRNA methylation. Gene Ontology annotation, molecular function: RNA methyltransferase activity; iron-sulfur cluster binding. Lineage: Eukaryota; Viridiplantae; Streptophyta; Bryopsida; Funariales; Funariaceae.
AUCUGAAUCCUCAUCAGCCAUUUCUCUGGCAGAACUCGCUCCGCUUCGCAAGUUUAAGCAGGAGCAGAGGUUUAGGGUUUAAGCAUGCGGGAAUUUACCAUGUUCAAUCUGAACUUAGUUGGGCGUCUAAUUGUGCCAAAACUCCGUUUCUGAUAAUCAACCAAAGUCCAUCUUUGUGCUUACCCUCCACUUUUUUUCUGACGCCCUGCAUUGAGGAGUUCUUAUCUAUUGACGAGUAGCUGGAGUUUGUGAGGGUUGCAGGCUUGAGAUUGGAAAUUUAGACGGAGAGGCUCGAGAGUGGUAGAAAACGAUGAUGAGGGGAGGAACCUUGAGGGUGGCGGCUACUUCAGGAGCUGCAGUAGCAGUUGGAAAGUUUACUUCUUCGACGGUAUCAUCUGUUUCGUUGGGCGGGCUUUACACCGUUGUAGAGAGGCCAUGGAUGAGAGCUGCGUCACAAUGUUCGAGUUGCCCAAGUCGAGUUGUGGAGUGUCGGUCGUGUAAUAGAGAAUGUAAUAGCGAGUGUACGCUUUUGCCCGUUACGAUGGUGGCUAGACGAAGUGCUUUCUCAACAUGCGACAGCAAUAAGAUCCAAUGGCGCCCGAACUAUUCGAGAAACGAGUAUGCAUACUUAUCCGCUGCUAACUUGGACACGUGUCACAGGCAACCGUGGCUUAUCAGAGGAAUGGCAGCUGGGAGUGCUGCGGAAGUUCUCGAACCUGCCGAGGUGCCUGGUUUGCCUGUUAAAGAGGAAGAAAGGCCAAGUAAGCCAGUAACUCCCAAGUAUCUUAUUGGCAAGACACAAGAAGAGUUGGAGGAUAUUGUGUUGUCCUUAGGCGAGCAAAAGUAUCGUGGGAAACAAAUGUACCAGCUUAUCUACAAGAACAAGAUCAAAACCGUCAAAGAAUUGGCUCAAUUACCUAAGCAGUUGCGCAAUGCAAUGACGGAAGCUGGCUGGAGUAUUGGACGGUCCCCAAUACAUCACGUUUCUACCUCCAAAGAUGGAACCGUAAAGAUUUUGCUAAAACUGGAGGAUAAUAGACUUGUUGAAGCUGUUGGUAUUCCGGUGAAAGACAAAGAAGGGAAUCAAAGGCUGACUGUCUGUGUAUCAUCUCAGGUUGGUUGCGCUCUGAGAUGCGCAUUUUGUGCAACAGGGAAAGGUGGUUUUGCUCGUAAUUUGAAGGCACAUGAAAUAGUUGAUCAGGUGCUUUCUAUUGAAGACUUGUUUAGGCAACGGGUGACAAAUAUUGUAUUUAUGGGUAUGGGGGAACCACUAAUGAAUCUCGACAAUGUCUUAGACGCUCAUCGCACCAUAAAUAAGGAGUUACAAAUAGGGCAGCGAAUGAUGACAAUUUCAACCGUGGGAGUUCCAAACACAAUAAGGCGUCUUGCAACCCACAAGCUUCAAUCCACGUUAGCUAUCAGUUUACAUGCUCCAAAUCAGGAGCUUCGGUCACGAAUUGUUCCAAGUGCGAAAGGGUAUCCACUGGACGCACUAAUGGAAGAUUGUAAAUACUAUUUUGAAACGACCGGACGUCGCCUAUCAUUUGAGUAUACCCUUCUAGCUGGGGUGAAUGACCAGAGAGAGCACGCUGAAGAACUUGCCACUCUGCUUCACCAGUGGAACCUGGGACGUCACGUGAACAUUAUUCCGUAUAACCCAAUAGCUGAUUCUGAAUUUGAACGUCCCACUAAAGCAAAAGUGCUUGCAUUUGUUGAGACACUAAGCAAACGGAGGGUAACAGCCAGUGUCAGAGUAACGCGAGGCUUGGAUGCCAAUGCGGCUUGUGGACAACUGCGAAAUGAGUUUCAGAAGAUUCCCUUACAGGCCUCAGUAGAGUCACCCAUACCCGUAUAGAUAUUAGAUUCCUCACUACGAGAUGUUGUACUACAACAUUUUAUUUUAUUUUAUGUUAUUUUCCCUUCAUUAAUUAGACUGUAAGAAUAUGUAUGCAUACCAGGUUUAUGAUACUUCGGGUGUUACAGUUUGCUAAGCUAGUGCAUUACAAACUGCUCAAAUAUUAAAGUCAAGACAAGUUCUGGUUAACUCUGGUUGGCAGGAGUUGAAAUAUGCUGUAAUUUUAAUUCUUAAGAUAUCCCCUGU